AGGCGGGCCCGGGCACGGAGAACGAGCGGCUGGGGUUGGUCCGGCUCAGCAUGCUGCGGAACCCGCUCGUCAUCAAGCCAGAGCUGGGGAAGCCGAUGAGAAACUGCUACUCCCUUCCAGGGCCUGAUUUUACCUAUGGGAUGUACAUGCACAGGAGAGAUGGAGGAGUCCCUGAAGCCAUAGGCCACUGGGAUUCAGUGAAGGCCAAGCCUCAUAAAAGGGUCAUGCCCCGAGACUAUGUGACCAUGGGCCGUAAGGCUGUGGAUGAAGGCUGCACCAAAGCCCGUGAGUUUGCUCUGUACUACAAGUUCAUGAACAUCCGCUGCAAAGAUAAGGAGAUCCUCAGAUAUGGCUGCAAGGUCCCUCAAGACAUGACUUUUGGCAGGCCACCACGGCCUUCCACACCGUUUUUUGACCUCAUACAACACAGAUACAAGGAGCUGUGGAUGGAGCAACAGAGAGCACGGACUGUAGUCCAGCACAUGGUGAAGAAAAAGUUGCAGACUGGCGAAGUGCGUGAGAACCGCACCACGUUCCUGCGCACGCACCCACUGCCCGUGAAGGAGGAGUCCUUCUGGCACCCACAGCGCUUUGAGAAGGCUGGGCCUCAUCUCAGGACUUUUCCAGACCCUGAGUCCCGUAAAAAGGCUCUCAGUGCUUCCCAUUGAGGGGUGCCUGUGAGUGGUGCCUUUCCCCAGAGGGCCCCACAGCAAGGACCGUGCUGGGCACAGCCCUCCGACCCCAGGAUUUCACAUAGACUUUCUCUCAGGUUUUACAGAGUUAUGCUAAUGCAGAUAUAGCCAAAUAAAUCAUAAAUAUAAGAGGAA
This is a messenger RNA of Cyanistes caeruleus (blue tit), 827 nucleotides long. It is a transcript of the gene CFAP77, whose product is annotated as cilia and flagella associated protein 77. Lineage: Eukaryota; Metazoa; Chordata; Aves; Passeriformes; Paridae. The record is from RefSeq and is a predicted model, not a curated record.